Molecule: messenger RNA, 1596 nt
Organism: Cuscuta campestris
Lineage: Eukaryota; Viridiplantae; Streptophyta; Magnoliopsida; Solanales; Convolvulaceae
Source: the annotation of a GenBank genome assembly
ACCACUUUUAUUUACCUUUCUACCACCUUUAUUUAUUUAUACAUCAAGAUUCAAGACACAAAUUUCUGCUGAGUUCCUUGGAAAAAAAACAUAAAAACAAGACAGUAAAAACACAGGGAAAUGGCAGCAGCAGUGUCGACCUUAACGGCUCUGGCGGAGGAGACGGCGCUGCGGGAGAGUUUCAUCCGAGACGAAGACGAGCGACCCAAAGUGGGAUACAACCAGUUCAGCGACGAAAUCCCGAUUAUAUCCCUGAAGGGCAUCGACGACGGCGGCGCGAAUGGCGGGGGACGGCGGGCGGAAAUCUGCGGAGAAAUAGUGAAGGCGUGUGAAGACUGGGGGAUCUUUCAGGUGGUGGAUCACGGCGUGGACGCCGCCUUGGUCGCCGAAAUGACCCGCCUCGCCCGGGACUUCUUCUCCUUGCCGGCUGAGGAAAAGCUCCGUUUUGAUAUGUCCGGCGGCAAGAAGGGCGGCUUCAUCGUCUCCAGCCAUCUUCAGGGUGAAGUUGUGAAAGAUUGGCGCGAAAUAGUGACAUAUUUCUCAUACCCUGAGAGGGAGAGGGACUACUCGAGGUGGCCGGACAAGCCAGAGGGAUGGAGGGCAGUUACGGCAAAAUACAGCGAAAAGUUGAUGGACUUGGCCUGCAAACUGCUAGAGGUUCUAUCAGAGGCGAUGGGGUUGGAGAAAGACGCCCUGACGGAAGCAUGCCUGGAAAUGGACCAAAAACUGGUGGUGAACUUCUACCCGAAAUGCCCCCAGCCCGACCUGACCCUGGGGCUGAAGCGCCACACUGACCCUGGGACCAUCACCCUUCUCCUCCAGGAUCAGGUCGGCGGUCUUCAAGCCACCAAGGACGGUGGCAAGAAUUGGAUCACCGUCCAGCCUGUGGACGGUGCUUUUGUUGUCAAUCUUGGUGACCAUGGCCAUUAUUUGAGCAACGGGAGGUUCAAGAACGCGGAUCAUCAGGCGGUGGUGAACGCGAACAGCAGCCGUCUGUCCAUAGCGACGUUCCAGAAUCCGGCGCCGGAGGCAAAGGUGUACCCUCUAAAGGCGAGGGAGGGGGAGAAGCCGAUUCUCGAAGAGCCCAUAACCUUUGCGGAGAUGUACCGGAGGAAGAUGGGGAAGGAUAUCGAGCUUGCCAGGCUCAAGAAGUUGGCCAAGGAGCAGCAGCAGGUUCUUGACGACGCCAAACACUUGGAGGCUAAACCCAUUGGUCAAAUUCUUGCUUGAUUGGUUUUUUUUUGCACAGAUGGAUAUUGAUUUUGGCCUUGGGGGGUUUUCUUUAUUAGUACUAUUUGAAUAAGAACAAUGCCAUCAUUUUUUUUGUUUUUUCUUUGAUUUAUUUGUGUUCUCAUGCAUGUAAACUGCUCCAUCUAAUAAUGUUGUUGUUGUUAUGCUGUUCUGAUGUGAACUAUGUAUGUUGGAUUAUAUUGUUGUUCAACUGCAAAUUGGGAAUGUGUGUUCAAAGAUGGAUGCCAAGUCAAAGGUAAAAUGGUUGGAUAUGUUUAAGAUUCAACCACUUAGAAAAAAAGAAUUUUCCUAAGAUGUUUUCAUUAGGCAAGAUGACUUUAGAGGAAUUAAAAGCCAAAAAUGUUA